AGAGGUUUUUCACUUGCUUUGUGCGGUGCCGUGAGCGACUUGCAAGAUGCCGGAGCCUGCUAAGUCCGCGCCCGCCCCUAAGAAGGGCUCCAAGAAAGCCGUCACCAAGACCCAGAAGAAGGGCGACAAGAAGCGGCGCAAGAGCCGCAAGGAGAGCUACUCCAUCUACGUGUACAAGGUGCUGAAGCAGGUGCACCCCGACACCGGCAUCUCGUCCAAGGCCAUGGGCAUCAUGAACUCCUUCGUGAACGACAUCUUCGAGCGCAUCGCCGGCGAGGCGUCCCGCCUGGCGCACUACAACAAGCGCUCGACCAUCACGUCGCGGGAGAUCCAGACGGCCGUGCGGCUGCUGCUGCCCGGGGAGUUGGCCAAGCACGCCGUGUCGGAGGGUACUAAGGCUGUCACCAAAUACACCAGCUCCAAGUAACCUGCUUCUGGCUUCGUCCCUAGAACUUCUAAACCCAAAGGCUCUUUUAAGAGCCACCCACUUACUCUACGAAAGAGCUGUUACCUGCU
This is a messenger RNA of Alligator mississippiensis (American alligator), 516 nucleotides long. Its product is annotated as histone H2B 5. Bases 47 to 427 code for a protein of 126 amino acids. Gene Ontology annotation, molecular function: protein heterodimerization activity; structural constituent of chromatin; DNA binding. NCBI's taxonomy places the organism in Eukaryota, Metazoa, Chordata, Crocodylia, Alligatoridae. The record is from RefSeq and is a predicted model, not a curated record. Gene Ontology annotation, cellular component: nucleosome. The transcript has a single exon.